Molecule: messenger RNA, 636 nt
Organism: Cyphellophora europaea CBS 101466
Lineage: Eukaryota; Fungi; Ascomycota; Eurotiomycetes; Chaetothyriales; Cyphellophoraceae
Exons: 1
Coding region: 1-636 (211 amino acids)
Biological process (GO): maturation of SSU-rRNA from tricistronic rRNA transcript (SSU-rRNA, 5.8S rRNA, LSU-rRNA)
Cellular component (GO): nucleus
Source: RefSeq, a predicted model, not a curated record
AUGGCGCAACCCGUGCUGACGUCCGAGCCCACAAGCGCCACUCCCCACGCGUCCCUUCCCUCAACCCUCCCCGCACUCAUCGAGCUACAAGUUGCCCUCUCACUCUGGGCCUGGCCGACCCUCACUUUCGCGAUCAGCAAUUCUUUCGGCGGCAGCCCGGAGGUCGCGGCGGAGAAACGCGAAUUGCUCGCGGGCGCCGUGUCUGAACUGCUAACCUCCAAGCCAGCAUCACUACACGAGGUUGCAGAUCUAGAAGAGGUACUUCUGCACGUGAUGAACGACGAAUUCGAAUUAGUGGUGGACGACGGGAGUGCGCAGGAAACGGCCGAAGCGAUAUGGCGUGGGAUGGAGAAGUUGGCUAAGGGUGAUGUUGGGGAUCUGGAGGCCGCAUAUACCAAGUACCUCGAAAAGCAGAAGAGUGGGAAGAAAGAGCAAGUCAAUUUCGUGCAGGGAAAGGACGAUGAGGGCGAGGAGACGGACUGGGAUGACGAGGACGAAUUCAACGGCUUCGACGACGAUGACGAACAAGACGUGGAGAUGGGUAACACCCCGGAUUCGGCUCAAAAGAAGGAGAAGCCCGCACCUGAGAUCGAUGAAGAUGGUUUCACGAAAGUUGUCGGCAAGAAGAACAGGUGA